GGGGCGGUGCUUGGGGCAAGGGGCGGGCAGGAGGCGAAGCGCUGCGGGCAGGAGCUCGCCCGGAGCCGCGGUACCGGCAUCUGGUACCGGCAACCAGCAGGGGAGGAUGUUCUCCUCGGUGAAGCCCUACGAGAACCAGCGCUACGCCUCCUUGAAGAAGGAGUGUCAGAGGCAGAAGCAGCUCUUUGAGGACCCCCUUUUCCCUGCCAAUGACAACUCACUCUUCUACAAGUCAAGGAUUCAGGGCAUCCAGUGGAAGAGGCCAAAAGAAAUCUGUGAUGAUCCACAUCUCUUUGUGGAUGGGAUCAGCUCUCAUGACUUACACCAGGGCCAGGUUGGAAACUGCUGGUUCGUGGCUGCCUGCUCCUCCUUGGCAUCCCGGGAAUCUCUGUGGCAGAAGGUUAUCCCAGACUGGAAGGAGCAGGAGUGGAAUUCUGAGAAACCUGAGAACUAUGCUGGGAUCUUCCACUUCCAGUUCUGGCGUUUUGGGCAGUGGUUGGAUGUGGUGAUAGAUGACCGCCUGCCCACACUGCACAACCAGCUCAUCUACUGCCACUCCAACUCCAAGAAUGAGUUCUGGUGUGCCUUGGUGGAGAAAGCUUAUGCCAAGUUGUCAGGCUGUUACGAGGCCCUGGAUGGAGGUAACACUGCUGAUGCCCUGGUGGACUUUACUGGCGGGGUCUCCGAACCUAUUGACCUGACUGAAGGGGACUACAUUGCUGAUGAAGCCAAGAGAAACCUCCUCUUUGAGCGUGUGUUGAAGGUGCACAACCGAGGAGGCCUCAUCAGCUGCUCCAUCAAAGCCAUGUCAGCAGCAGACAUGGAGGCCCGGCUGGCCUGCGGGCUGGUGAAGGGCCACGCGUACGCGGUGACCGACGUGCGGAAAGUGCGCCUGGGCCACGGGCUGCUCUCCUUCUUCAAGGCAGAGAAGUUGGACAUGAUCCGGAUGCGCAACCCCUGGGGUGAGCGGGAGUGGAACGGCCCUUGGAGUGACACCUCUGAGGAGUGGCAGAAAGUGAGUAAAAGUGAAAGAGAAAAGAUGGGGAUGACGGUGGAAGAUGAUGGAGAGUUCUGGAUGACCUUUGAAGAUUUCUGCAAAUACUUCACAGACAUCAUCAAGUGCCGUCUCAUCAACACAUCCUACCUGAGCAUCCACAAAACUUGGGAGGAGGCAGUGCUACAUGGGGCAUGGACCAGAAGUAAUGACCCCUUGAAGAACCGUUCUGGAGGCUGUAUCAACCACAAGGACACCUUUUUGCAGAACCCCCAAUAUGUAUUUGAUGUGAAGAAGGCAGAAGAUGAGGUGCUGAUCUCCAUCCAGCAGAAGCCAAAAAGGACCAGUCGCAAGGAGGGCAAAGGAGAGAACCUGGCUAUAGGCUUUGAUAUCCAUAAGGUGGAGCUGAACAGGAACUACAGGAUGCACACCCUGCAGCAGAAGGUGGCCAGCUCCAUCUACAUCAACUCCCGCAGUGUCUUCCUGAGGACAGACCUGAAGGAAGGUCGCUACGUCAUCAUCCCCACCACUUUUGACCCUGGCCAUGUAGGAGAGUUCCUUCUCAGAGUUUUCACUGAUGUGCCUUCAGAUUGCAGAGAGCUGACACUGGAUGAGCCACCACACACCUGCUGGACAGGGAUGUGUGGUUACCCACAAGUGGUGUCCCAGAUCCACGUCCUCGCUGCAGCUGGGCUCAAGAAUCAGGAUUCCCAAGGAGGAGCUGACCCUUAUGUGAUCAUAAAGUGUGAAGGGCAGAAGGUUCGCUCUGCAGUGCAGAAGAACACAGUGUCCCCAGAAUUUGACACAAAAGGGCUCUUCUACCGCAAGAAGCCAGGACAACCCAUCAUUGUUCAGAUCUGGAACCACAGCUUAAUAAGUGAUGAGUUUUUGGGCCAAGUGGUGCUGCAGGGGGAUCCCAGCGACCGUCAGUCAGUGCACACACUGCACCUCCAGGACAAGGGGAACAGAAGAUCAAAUGAUCUCCCUGGAACCAUUGCUGUGAGGCUGCUCAGCAGCAACACCCUCACCAACAUCUAAGAGUACUCAAGGACUCUUCUCCUGGUGCCACCUAUGUGUAUAAUAGACACCCACACAUCCCUACAUAUAUAUAUACAUCCCCACACAGAGCCUACCUACCAUCUGCAGAUCAUAUAUGGACUAUGCAUGAAUUCCACUCAAAAGGAGCCAAUCUUGUGUUUUCCAACGUUCCAAAAUGGUGCCUUUUUUGGGGGGGAACCUCAACAAUCCUUCUGCUGGCAUCCCCUGCAACCUCCAUCAUUGCCACCACGGGCCCCGUGGGAUCGCUGUGGGCACCCUGUGUGUCCUGACAGCCAGAGCAGGAUGAUGCCCUGGUGCUCUUUGUUUACACGGGCUGGCACAGAUGUGCCACCACGCACACGUGUGGCCACCGUGGUCUCAUCAGCUGCUUCAACCCACGUUCAAUGUGUCUGCUUGGUUCUGGAGUAGCAUCCGUGGAGUCAUCUCCUGUGAAACUGCCAUUUAAUUGCUUCUCUGGGGAGGCACCUCAGGAAAGGAGAAGUGGG
Messenger RNA from Calypte anna (Anna's hummingbird), 2538 nucleotides. It is a transcript of the gene CAPN5, whose product is annotated as calpain 5. The transcript has 13 exons. The coding region runs from base 107 to 2032 and encodes 641 amino acids. Gene Ontology annotation, biological process: proteolysis. Gene Ontology annotation, molecular function: calcium-dependent cysteine-type endopeptidase activity. The record is from RefSeq and is a predicted model, not a curated record. Gene Ontology annotation, cellular component: cytoplasm. NCBI's taxonomy places the organism in Eukaryota, Metazoa, Chordata, Aves, Apodiformes, Trochilidae.